AUGAUUGGAAUGCGGUCAAUAAGCCGUGUGAUGGAUCGCGCCUUUUUCCGCUCUCGAUCUGCUCGGUUCUUUCCAACUCCUACACCCUCGAUCCCUCAACACGAAAUUGUUGAUGAGGAGGCCUGUCCAACUUACAACCCUAAAUACUUUUAUCCGGCUAAACCUGGUGAAAUCCUUGCUAAUCAGUAUCAAUUACUGGUUAAGAUUGGCUGGGGAACACAUUCGACGGUAUGGCUUGCGCGAGACACAACAAGAUAUCGAUGGCAAUCCGAACGUUUUAUAACACUGAAAAUAAUAAAUAAUCGCGAUGCUGAUGAGGCUAGUCAUGAGCGUGACAUUGAAGAGCAUAUUGGACGACAAACUGUGUCACACCGCGGCCGUGGCAUUGUGCGAACCUGCCUCAAGAGCUUUGAGGUGACUGGGCCUGUAGACCGCCAUCUAUGUUUGGUCUAUGAACCUCUGCGAGAGCCGCUCUGGAUUCUCCAAAAACGGUUUGUCAAUCAGAAACUCCCGUUACCGAUUGCUAAAGGGUAUAUUCUUAUUCUUCUUGCUGGUCUCGACUUUCUCCACUCAGAAUGCAAGAUCGUUCAUACUGACUUAAAGCUCGAUAACAUUCUCAUGACCUUCGAAAACGAAGAUAUUCUCCCCAAGUUCAUCAAAGAGCAUUCCACUAUCACGUCUAUUCAAUGCAAAGUAGAUGCUGAUACCAAUAGAGCAAUCUACCGCUGUCACAACGACUUCGGGCCCCUUGACUGGAGGGAGUUGAGGAAAAUGAUCCCCAAAAUCGCCGAUUUUGGUUUGGCAAGUCGACUUGACAGUGAUCCUCCGGGUGGUGAAUUGGAGAAGGGAGAGGAAGUUGGCAUUUAUCCCAUACAGCCAGAUCACUAUCGUGCUCCUGAAGUUGUCCUAGGCAGUGGUUGGGGAUUUAGUGCCGAUAUAUGGAAUCUUGGAGUCUUGAUAUGGAAUAUGCUCGAACGCACAGAUCUAUUUUGUAGUGUCUAUGACAGUCAAGGCCAUUAUGAUGCGAAAGCACAUCUAGCGGAGAUGAUUGGGCUGCUUGGCCCGCCUCCCAAGGAAUUACUUGCCAAGUCUGAUGCCAUGGCUGGGUACAAGUGGCCGAACUCCGUGCAGAAUGAUGCAGGAAGGCAUUGCAGGAACAUGCGGGACUUCUUUGGUGGGCCAUUUUUUGACGACAAGGGCAAUUUCCUCCACGAUGAUCUAGUACCUGCCCGAAGCCUUAAAGAUACAAUUCCGUCUUUAGAGGGGGAUGAAAGACAAGCCUUCUUGUCAUUUGUCAGUCAGAUGCUUACCUGGCUCCCAAAGGAGAGAAAAACGGCCCGGCAGUUAAUUGAGCACCCAUUUCUUAACGGUGAAUAG
Messenger RNA from Talaromyces proteolyticus, 1377 nucleotides. RefSeq names its product kinase domain protein. The transcript has 5 exons. Gene Ontology annotation, biological process: spliceosomal complex assembly; protein phosphorylation; regulation of mRNA processing. NCBI's taxonomy places the organism in Eukaryota, Fungi, Ascomycota, Eurotiomycetes, Eurotiales, Trichocomaceae. The record is from RefSeq and is a predicted model, not a curated record. Gene Ontology annotation, molecular function: ATP binding; protein kinase activity. The coding region runs from base 1 to 1377 and encodes 458 amino acids.